CGACAGCUUCCAGGAUACGCAAGCGUGAUAUGAGGCUGGUUUUGGAAUCGCUGCUGCUGGCCAUGCUUCUGGCUCAAGGUAGCCGUGGCCAUCAGAGCAUCUUUCACGCGCCUAUAGUAAGCCUGCAGCCCAUCGCCGCACCGGCCUGGCUUCACGGUGGCAGUAACGCGCACACACACGUGCUGCCCUCGGUACCAAAUUAUGCGGACCAGCGCUUCAUCACCCAUGGCGCGCCGGUGAUCCACUAUGGCCACCAUGCACCAGCCAUCGUCACCGUCCACAAAUCUAGCGCAAGACCUCUCGUUUACGGUGGGUGGCAAGCGCCAAUCCCAGCGUAUGUUAAAUACGUUAAACCGGCUACCAUAAAGACUCACGUUCCGGCACCCGUUUUCACGGCCCUGAAAUUCAAGCACCCGUUGACUACCACCAAGUUGACCCACGCGCACCAUCACUACCACCCUCAACAUGCGGUCACAGCCUAUACCCAGACGCACGUACCACCACCUCCAAUUGGGCGCGCCAUUGUUACCAGUUAUUUUAACGUACCCGGUUCAGGUGUCUCUGGCGCUCCCGCAGGCUUCCCAUCUCUGGGCGUCAACGACCACACUCCCGGUGUCUCCAAUGUCCAUCCACCAGCCACCGGUUUGACGUUCUUAGGUGAUCGCGACGUAGAUUACAACCGCCGCAGCUGGGUCAGCCCUUCGGCGCCAGUCUACAAAUCACUCAGGGGUGACCACAUCGAAGAGGUUCGUAGCUCGACAGGCCCAUCGGUCACUGCUGAGUACAAGCCACAAAACGUGCACCCGUUUUUUCGCCUGAGCGACAGUGACGAUCAGAUAUCUACGAGGAAAGAACCGAAUCUCGCCCUGCCUUCGAGACAAGCCUUGACGUAUCCCGUUCCUUCGAGGCUUGAUGAACCGUCGUUGGGACUUGCAUCUUUGCAAGAAGAUUCCCAGCAAGCGCAGUUUGGUUCCAGGGUGCCGCGCGGUGCAGCAAGACGACGGGGUGAGGGAGCGGGUCCCGGGUUCGGAGACCGCGGAAAGCUGCGUUGGCCUUUCGAAAUCGACUUUGCCGCCCUUAAUAAGACUGAAGCAGAGUCACGUGGCGAAUCAUAUGAGGCACCCUCUUACAGUGAUGCCACAGAAAGCCCCGCCUAG
This is a messenger RNA of Rhipicephalus microplus (southern cattle tick), 1157 nucleotides long. RefSeq lists its product as uncharacterized. The record is from RefSeq and is a predicted model, not a curated record. Lineage: Eukaryota; Metazoa; Arthropoda; Arachnida; Ixodida; Ixodidae.